This is a messenger RNA of Fulvia fulva, 399 nucleotides long. RefSeq lists its product as uncharacterized. The record is from RefSeq and is a predicted model, not a curated record. The coding region runs from base 1 to 399 and encodes 132 amino acids. Lineage: Eukaryota; Fungi; Ascomycota; Dothideomycetes; Mycosphaerellales; Mycosphaerellaceae. The transcript has a single exon.
AUGUCGAUCUUCUACUGUGAGAAUGAGUUCAUCACCACCAUCAACGCUUACGACUCCACCGCGCUCCUGAAGAUGGCGCAGUGCCUUCAACGACUCCCGACAUUCGAGUUUCGCGACUUCGAGCUCAAGGUAUACACGGAAACAGUAUUUCAGUCCCCGUCGUGGAAGAAUCUACUCACGUGGAUGCAACGCUACCACGCCCACGAGGUCACCGGGGGCAUCGCGUCACCGGAGGAUACGUUGACAGAUCCGAAUUCGGAUCUGCACGCGAUCGCUGUGAACAGUGUCUUCUAUGUAGCGGAGUCACUGAGAAGCUUGCUGUGGGAUCAAGUUGAGAAGAUCGUGACGGGAAUGAGGCCACUGUUGGUAAAAGCAGAUGCUCGCUGGGGUGAUGAUUGA